This is a messenger RNA of Branchiostoma floridae (Florida lancelet), 1566 nucleotides long. RefSeq lists its product as uncharacterized. Bases 257 to 1555 code for a protein of 432 amino acids. The record is from RefSeq and is a predicted model, not a curated record. Gene Ontology annotation, molecular function: DNA-binding transcription factor activity; RNA polymerase II cis-regulatory region sequence-specific DNA binding. Gene Ontology annotation, biological process: regulation of transcription by RNA polymerase II. NCBI's taxonomy places the organism in Eukaryota, Metazoa, Chordata, Leptocardii, Amphioxiformes, Branchiostomatidae. The transcript has 2 exons.
CAUUGCCCUAUACGUCAUAGCUCGUUUAUUCAAAAUUGAUUACCCAUGAAAACUUGUUCUGACUUGCCCAAGUACGUCAUCGACCCCCAUCGCUUCACACACUGACCUAGGCCAAUUAUUGGCUUAUACGUCAUAGCUCAUUAAUAAAAUAUUAAUUACCACGAAAACAUGUUCUGACUUGCACAUGUACAAACUACACACAUGCACACACACACAUACACACACAUACGUCAACACAUUUACGAAGAGUUGAAUAAUGGCGUUCCGUUGCGACCAAUGUGACAAAGUCUUCCAACAAAAGCGUUCGCUUAACCGACACAAACAAUCGGUGCACAGCAAGUCACCUGCCUACCGCUGCGGUGUGUGUGGAGACACCUUUACUCGACGCGAUAGCUUGAAGCGUCACGAAAAGCAACACGACCCCCUUAACAGUUUUCAACAUGUAUGCAAUAUCUGCUGUAAGAUGUUUGCGAGGCGUGACAAGUUGAUUGAACAUCAAAGGGUUCACAAGGUUCACUCUGAAACACUGUCCGCUUCAACUGGCAGUCCAACGUCCUCCUCAACACCACAAUCACAUGGUAGGAUAAAAAAACGCGAAGACGGCGACGAGGCUGAAAAACCUUCAAAACAAGUACGACGUGAAGCGACAUCGGCGAGUGAGAGCUCUGACCUUCUACAAGAGGAUCCGUUGGAGAUACGGGACGACCUGGUAACACCAGUCGAAGAAGAAGAAGGGCGAGGCAACGCAGCCCUAAUACAACUGUACAGAGAGAAGUGGCAGUUUAUACGCACCCAAUUCAAGAGAGGUCGGAAAAUCCAGGACGAAUACAACUUCCGUCUACACACCACCACCAUCGACGAAUUGUCCAGCAAAGCAUGGGCUGUCUUUCGUGACCAAAACGCAACAUUUAAGCUAAGUGUGUCGUUUGGUUUUAUCGUGAGAAACAACGAAACUGGUGAACUCCGGUACUAUUACGCUUGUAACAACAACAACCAUUGUUUCCUGAAGGAACCGGUGUUGGUGGAAAAUGAAGAUGGGGUAAGAGACUUCUUGGACAAAGUGACUACCAUUGACAUUCUGGAAUGUGCUCGUCAACAGCGGCCAGACUCUAAGUGGACUGUUGAGGCAGUUCCUAACGUAACGUUUUACGUGGCCAAACUGAAAGGACAUCCCAUCGGCACGGCACCCUGCAGUCUCCCCUCAUACCUCGUGAACAGUAAAGCUGUUGAUCCGUUACACCGUGGAUCAAAUGGCCCAUAUCAGGACAACUUGUGUUUCUUCCGCUGCGUUGCAACACACUAUGGCGGUAGUUCCAAGGAUCUGGAGGCCGCCACCAAGAUCCAAUUCCAGAAGUUCCUGACCAAGACGGACAAAACAAAAGACAAGUUCCAGGGGGUGACGUUGGGGAUGCUGGACGAGUUGGAAAGGGUGUUUCAGCUUAACAUUUACGUGUAUUCUCUUCAACCGAACGACGAAGAUACCGGCAAAGUUAAUGAUUACUUUGCCAACCUCGUCAGACACCCUCUGUCACGGUACAAGGGCACCAUGACCUGAACCGUACCAAA